Messenger RNA from Alosa sapidissima (American shad), 6716 nucleotides. RefSeq names its product zinc finger protein 532 (gene znf532). The record is from RefSeq and is a predicted model, not a curated record. The transcript has 9 exons. Bases 1196 to 5020 code for a protein of 1274 amino acids. NCBI's taxonomy places the organism in Eukaryota, Metazoa, Chordata, Actinopteri, Clupeiformes, Clupeidae.
UUGGGCUGUCAGUCCUUUCUGAGGUCGGAAAUAUGGGAAGUCUGCAUUACUGUGACCGGAUUAUUAUGUGAUUUGCCAUAUACUCCUCCAACAUAUCCCAAUAAAUUAAUUAUCUUGGUGUCUUCAUAUUUGUAGGCUAUUUCAGAGUAUUAUUGCCGUGUAACAAGCUCUCACAGUGCAUGAUACUGGGUAUGUCUAGCCAGGGAUGGUCGCUUAACACUGGACCGCGGAGGCAGCUGGGUAAGUAUCCCCCUGACCAUUUUCAGGACGUCUUUUGUUCACGUAUGAGUUGAAAAUGCGCAUGUUUUCUUAAUGCAAUUAAACGCAUGAUCUUAUCGACGGCACUGAGUCGACAUAUUAUAAGAACAAUACGUUUUGGCGAUGACCAAAGGCUGCUGUUCAUCACCGAGCCGCGGUGGCUCAUGGGAUAGACAAUAUGGUUUUUGUCCUAUUUACCGUUCAGAGGGUCGGAAAAUCACGCACACUUCUAAUCAAACGCGUGGCAAUUGGUGUCUGGUGGUUAUUGAGAUGUUGUGGGGUAUAUUCCGCAAUUUAAAUACUGAAAUCAUCAUAGAAGAGAAAUGUUACCGAAAGGGAUUCUGGGAAAGGAAGAUAGCAUCUGCAAAGCCAGCUGUAUCGCAACUAGGCUAUUACUGCUUUAGGGACUAGCCUACAUCGUCAAGAAAACACCUUCUGGAUGCUUACGAAUUUAACAAACGUUAUACAUUAAUGACAAGAAACGAAUGAAUGCAAUGAAUGAAUAGGUGGAUGCGAUAUUAGUUUCACACCGCAGCCAGCAUCAAUAUGACAAAUGUAAUCACGUGACCGCCUGAACAUCUUGGGGGUGGGCAGCAGCAGCCCUUAAUGUCUUGCUGCUGCUAGUGGCGUCAGUGAGAGCAAAUCAGUCUGCCGUCUCACAGGCCGUGCAUCCAUCUUUACAUUUUUCAGAGCUUUUUUGACAGCCAAGAGAUCUUUCCCUUUUGAUCCCCUUUCCUGCACACACUAAUGUAUCAUUGCAGGCACUAAUUUGCUGGUAAAAGCCUGGCAGAGCUUAGUGCAUGAAUCAUGGCUGUUCUUGCCUCUGAUAUUUGCCUGAGCUACCCUGCCGAGGAAAUGGCUCCCUACCUCAAAGCACCAACAAAUUGAGAGACUGCUUACCCUAAAAUAAAGCUUUUCAGCACGUUGUGUGAAGAUCAUGGGCGAUAUGAAAACCCCGGACUUUGACGACCUGCUUGCGGCCUUUGAUAUCCCUGACAUGGUUGACCCAAAGGCAGCCAUUGAAUCAGGACAUGAAGACCACGAGGGACAGCUGAAGCACAACGUCCACCAUGAUGAUGAUAACCAGAUGCCCUCUGCCCCUGAUGUGGGAGUUAGUGUUAUUGUCAAAAAUGUCAGAAAUGUUGACUCUUGUGAGCAGCCACUCUCAGACAAAGAUGUUCACCCUUCAGUCGGCAACGGCCUGCAAAAUGGUUUUCUGGGCAUGUGCUCAAGUGACCGGUAUAGCAAAGAGGGUGGGAAGCCCUUGAAGACAGACAGCCAUGGCCCUCCAGCCAACAACCCCUCCUUCAACCAGUUCAGCCCCAUCUCCAGUGCUGAGGAGUUUGAUGAUGAUGACAAAAUUGAGGUGGAUGACCCAGCGGACAGACAGAACAACCUUCCAUGCUUUAGGCCAAACCCCUUAACUGGACUCAUUGGAGGUGGUAUUUCAAAAUCAGGUUCUAAUGUACAGUUUGUGAGAUCCAAACUUGAAAAUGGCAACAGUAGUAAUAGUUCCUCAGCUUCACACUCUCAGAACCCUCUGAAACCAAGAAAAUCAGAGGAGCAGUUACAGGCAGUUGCUCCAAAGGCCUCUGAGAUUAAAGAAACAUCAGAACCUCUAAGUGUGUCCAAUCUCUCCCAAGCCAAAGCUAAAUCGUCGGCUAAGCUCUCAUCUUGUAUCGCAGCAAUUGCAGCUCUCAGUGCAAAGAAAGCCUCCUCAGAUUCUACUGUUCCAGAGUCCCCUACUGCCCUGCAAGAUUCCACUAUGGAGACCAGGGACAAGCCCCAGGAGCAGGAGACAGCUCUAGAGGUAGCCAGGAAGAUGCUUUCCAAACAGCCUGAAAGUCCUUGCAGUGUCACUAGUGAGGGCAGCAGUAAAGGGUCGCCAUCAUCCCCUGCAGGGUCCAUUCCUGUUAUCCCAAAGGUCAGAAUCAAAACCAUCAAGACAUCAUCAGGUCAGAUCAAGAGAACAGUCACCCGAGUGUUGCCAGAGUUUGACCCUGAUGGCCUGAAGAAAGCGACGGACUCAAUUGUGGUCUCCAGUUUGACCUCUCCAACUUCCAAUGCAGUGUUUUCAUCUCCAACUCGGGCAGCAUUACCUACCACAGUCAUGGCCACUUCAGGCAGCUCAACAAUCGAGGUCACCAAGCAGGUGACCAUCAAACCUGUGGCCACAGCUUUCCUCCCAGUAUCAGCAGUCAAAACAGCUGGCUCUCAGGUGAUCAACCUGAAGUUGGCUAACAACACCACAGUGAAGGCCACUGUCAUCCCUGCUGCCUCAAUGCAGAGUGCCAGUAGUGCCAUCUUGAAAGCUGCCAAUGCAAUCCAGCAGCAGACGGUGAUGGUGCCUGCCUCCAGUCUGGCGAAUGCCAAACUUGUGCCAAAGACAGUCCACCUCACCAACCUCAACCUGCUCCCACAGGCCUCUGCCACCCCCUCCGAGCUUCACCAGGUCCUCUCCAAGCCCCAGCAGCCAAUCAAACAGGCCAUGGUGGUGAGCCAGCCCCCAAAGAAGGUGUCUCGGGUGCAGGUUCUGGCCAGUUCUCAGAGUUCAGUUGUGGAAGCAUUCAACAAAGUGCUGAGUAGCAUCAACCCAGUACCGGUGUAUGUUCCCAAUCUCAGCCCUCCCUCGGCUGCCUGUAUAUCGAUUCCAUCACGGGGCUACAAGUGCCUCGAGUGUGGUGACUCCUUUGCGCUGGAGAAGAGCCUGUCCCAACACUACGAAAGGCGGAGUGUACGUAUCGAGGUCACCUGCAACCACUGCACCAGGAACUUGGUGUUCUACAACAAGUGCAGUCUACUGUCCCACGCCCGGGGACACAAGGACAAGGGUGUGGUGAUGCAGUGCUCCCACCUCAUCCUGAAGCCCAUCCCCGCGGAUCAGAUGAUCUCCUCUUCAUCACUGCCCUUCUCUGCUCCUUCGCUCUUGUCCACCACCGUCUCAUCGGGGUCUCUCAGCUCCUCUGUAGCCAGUGCCCAGGGGAAGUCGACCGUGUCAGCCGUAAUAUCUGCCCCUUCCUCUGCUCCACUUGUGGCUGCCAUGCCCCUCGAUGAGGAUGCUUCCAGACUUUGCAGACACAACCUCAAAUGUCUGGAGUGCAGUGAGAUGUUUCAAGAUGAGUCAGCACUAGCCAUGCACUACCAACAGGGAUCAGAGUCAAGUGGUCAGACCUGCACCAUCUGUCAAAUGCUGCUGCCCAACCACUGCAGUUUUGCAUCUCACCAGCGCAUCCACCAGCACAAGUCCCCAUACAUCUGUCCUGAGUGUGGAGCCAUUUGUCGUUCUGUGCACUUCCAGUCUCAUGUCACCAAGAACUGCCUUCACUACACCCGCAGAGUUGGCUACCGUUGUGUUCAUUGCAGCGUCAUCUUUGCAGAUAUAGCUGCUCUGAAGUCUCACAUUCAGGGCUCUCAUUGUGAAAUCUUCUAUAAAUGCCCCAUCUGCCCCAUGGCCUUCAAAUCUGCACCAGGCACUCAUUCCCAUGCCUACACUCAACACCCAGGGGUGAAAAUCGGAGAGCCCAAGUUAAUCUACAAAUGUUCCAUGUGUGACACAGUGUUCACCCAGCAGACCCUCCUCUACACCCACUUUGACCAGCACUUGGCCAGUCAGAGGGUGUCUGUGUUCAAGUGCCCCGACUGCACCAUGCACUAUGCGCAGAAGCAGCUAAUGCUGGACCACAUAAAGUCCCUACAUGGCACUUUAAAGACCAUCGAGGGGCCUCCAAACCUGGGGAUCAACCUGCCACUGAGCACCAAGGCCACAAACUCCAUGGGCCCCAAUGCUAACAACAGAGAGGUGGGCUCCUUCAAUGGUGUGGACAAGGGAGAGAAGAAGCCUGUGUCCCCACUGAAGAAGAGCAGCAUUGGCCCAGAGAGCCCAAAGAAGCCCCAGAACCCGGGAUGGACCUGCCGCGACUGCAACCGGCUCUUCACCCAGAGAGAGGUCUACAUCGCUCACGUAAAGAGGGAACACGGCAAGCAACUGAAGAAGCAUCCAUGCCGGCUGUGUGACAAGUCCUUUAGCUCUUCCCACAGCCUGUGCCGACACAACCGCAUCAAACACAAAGGCCUCCGCAAGGUCUACACUUGCCCGCAUUGCCCAGAGGCCACCCGCACCUUCACUAAGAGGCUGAUGCUGGAGAAGCACAUCCAGCUCACGCAUGACCUCAAGGCUGGAGAGGGGAAGCCAGCGGGAGACAUCGCAACCACUGAGGCCAAUGUAGACAAGCACCUUUCCCAGGUGGCCAGUCCCAAACGCAAGCAGCAGGCUGCCGAUGAGCCCAAGCAGCAGGGUGGCCAGGGGGAGGGAGAGCAGGGGCCGGACGGGGAGGGUCCGGCGGGCGGCGACGGCCCUGGAGGGCAGCCGCUGAAGAAGCUGAAGGUGAGCGUGUGCAAGGUCCACCGCUGCGGCGUGUGCAACUUCAGCACCGAGGACCUGCUACGCUUCCACGAGCACAUCCCGCAGCACCGCUCCGACGGCUCGUCCUUCCAGUGCCGCGAGUGCGGCCUCUGCUACACGUCGCACCCCUCGCUGGCCCGACACCUCUUCAUCGUGCACAAGCUCAAGGAGCCGGCCAGCCUGGGUCGCCACCGCACCGCCCCUGGUCAGCCGGAGGGCCCCGAAGUGGCAGAGGGGGCAUCUGACACGUGCAAAGUCUGCGGUAGGACCUUCGAGACGGAGGGCGCCCUGAACACACACAUGAGGACACAUGGUAUGGCCUUUAUCCGCUCCAAGAGGCUAGGGGCAGCCGACAAGUGACUGGAGGUCCCCCCAUCUGUCCGUCCGAAGCCCAAGGCCCUUCGGUGACCUUUGAACCAGAAACGACAAAAAGUGGAUGUUUGUCCAUCUCCCACGACCCCCAGAAAUGUACAUAUAAACAUGUAUAUGACAAAUGUAUAGAUAUAUCACACACAAAAAGGCCUUUGUGUGUUUAAAAAUAUGUAAUAUAUUUAAAAAGAAAACAGAUUUAUGUAUUUAAAUAUCUAAAAAACUUUUUUUACACUUUCAAUAUGUGUUUGUAUGGAUGUUGAGUAGAUCUUUUUAUAGAGUUUUUAUUUUUUUCAUCCUCAUCCUGUAUUUUUUCGUACUGGUAGUGCUCCAUUCCUCACUGCUGCUAAGGUCCACAGAAUGUUCUGAUAGACUCUCAGCACCUGCACAGGUGUGUUCUGAUAGACUCUCAGCACCUGCACAGGUGUGUUCUGAUAGACUCUCAGCACCUGCACAGUUGUGUUCUGAUAGACUCUCAGCACCUGCACAGGUGUGGUGUGCACACUGUGCACGGACAAUCAGUCGGUUUCAAAGGGCCAGAGAGGAGGUGGAGGUAGCCUUUCUCUCUUGACCAUUCCUGAAGAAGUCCACUAGAGGUCAUGUUGAGCUCCUGAAACCGGCAGUGAAUGCAUUGUUUUUCUUCCUCUCUCGACGCAGUACCUAUGAAAAUGGCUAAGUUGUGCGGAACUUCCACUGAGGCUAAUGUGAUUCUGUAUGUGCUCUUCAAGCUCGUGGCCCAUACCAUGUAUUUUUGGUUCUCUUUGUGUGUCUUAAUUCAUGUUCUCAGGCAAUCCUGUCAUACCACAGCAGUUGUGAUAACAGGCCUCUCUUGCAGCCUCUAAACAUAAACAUACAUUGUAUGUUUUAGCCUUUUUCAGUGUCUCCAGACAUGGUCUAAAUCAUUGGUAUUUGGAUUAAUUGCAUCCACAUCUCUCAAUGCUUUGCUCUCAUAUGUGUGUACGGCGCUCAUGCUCUGCUUAGCAGAUCUCUGCCUCUGUUGUUAACAUGGCUGCCUUAGAGAUGUGUUGCCUCCACUCCUGCCGAGCAGGUGUGUUCAUGAGCCUUCCCUGCAUGCUGGUCCAAUCAGAAGUGCUUUGCAGGCCCACUGAGAGCUUGGGUUUCUCUGGCUGUCUCAGUGCUGGAAAGGGGAGUGCCAGAUGUUCUUUUCUUUGUGACUUGCCAAUUAACAGCGUGGCCUAGCCACGGGGAGCUCUCAGCGUGCAGCGCAACGCAGCCCAGCACAGGGACAUGUUGAGUCAGCCCCUAGACUAACCUCGUCAGGAGCAAGAGUGACAAGUGGCCAAAGGAAAACAAGUACGACGGAAGAAAAGAAUGUCUUAAGUUUAAAUAAGUUUAAAUAAAUAAUAUUUAGACUGGAAAUCCAUUUUUUUGUUUUUUUCCCCCCACUAAUCAGCAGGUCAUUGUAGCUAAAGUUCAUUAGUUUCCCUUUUCAAGUUAUGUUUUACAUUAAAGACAAAAGAACAGUUAUCUGGGAACAUGCUGAAGAAAAUGCUGUUUAAGUAUGUUUUGGUUCCACUGUUCCCGUUAAAGGACCAGGUUUUUAUGUUUUGAGCGUCUGAAUAUUUGUCAAUAAUAUGCAUGACAGAAGCCAUCAGUGGUUGUUAUCUGUUACUUAGAAGGUGUCUUGCUGCUGUUCAGUAGAGAUAUUAGAUGUUUGUGUACAGAC